Nylanderia fulva is the source of this 1918-nucleotide messenger RNA. RefSeq lists its product as uncharacterized. Gene Ontology annotation, molecular function: olfactory receptor activity; odorant binding. NCBI's taxonomy places the organism in Eukaryota, Metazoa, Arthropoda, Insecta, Hymenoptera, Formicidae. The record is from RefSeq and is a predicted model, not a curated record. Gene Ontology annotation, cellular component: plasma membrane. Gene Ontology annotation, biological process: detection of chemical stimulus involved in sensory perception of smell; sensory perception of smell.
UACGCAAUGAAAAUGGGAGAUUGUAGACUAGAUAUACGUAUAAUAAUAAAUAAAUGAAUUUAUCUAAAGUUUCUUUAAAUACGAUUCGCACUCUGCAUCGUAUAAUUUAAUAUAAAGUGAGUAAUCCGGAGUAAUCCUUCUUCUGCAAUGCACCGACAAGAACUGAAACCUUUUUUUUUUAUGAAGGAAAAAAGUCAUGAUUGCGUUUGCGCAAAACAAUUUUCAAUAUAUGUUUUAAAAGAAUACUUCAAUAUAAGCAUAUUAAAGUAAUUUUAGCUAAUUUACUUUCGCCUAUACCAUGAAUGUAUUAUCUUUUCCUGUUAAAAAACUAUAACCAUCAUUUUAGUAUAACUAUGUGCUAUAAUAUCAUUUACAAUUCAUGAGCAAUUUUGAAAAAAAUAAUGUUAGAAUUCAAUACAACACUAUGUCAGAUGUAUCGCAGUUUUCGUAUAAGAUGCACGCGUUAGAAUGCAAGAUCAAUCGAGUAAUUCUUAAAAUAAUUGGUUUAUGGCCUUAUCAACAAUCAUAUUUUGCGAGAAUACAAAAAAUUUUUUGUAUCAGCAUUCUUUCCUCAAUUACACUUGUCCAGUUAUUUGUAUUCAUCACAACGCAGUAUAGUACGAAUCUCCUCUUCAAGAUUCUUUCACUUGUUUUACCUACUCUUUUUGUCAUUGUGCUAUAUUGCAUUUUUAUUAUACGAGCAGAUACUAUGAAGCAAAUGAUAGAGCACUACCGAGAGAAUUGGAAAAUGUUAAAAGAUAAACUGGAAAUUGGUAUUAUAGAAGAAUAUUCUUAUAUUGCGAGAUAUUGCACAUUGUUUCUUUUCGGCUUGUGCUGUUUUGGAAUAAUCAUAUACAUAACAUUACAAGUUUUACCACCAAUCCUUGAUAUUGUGUUUCCAUUGAAUGAAUCACGUUGUCGUCGACCUAUCAUCGUCACGGAAUAUUUUGUCAACCAAGAAAAAUAUAUAUACGUUAUAUUGUUGCAUUAUAUAUUAGCCCUACUCAUAGCAGGAUUGGUAUGUUGUAGCGUCAGUAUGACAAUGUUGACUUACCUUCUCCAGACAUGUGCGCUGCUUACUAUUGCUAGCUAUCGUAUAGAGAACGCGAUUGGAAGGAAUAUCUUAGCAAUUUCUAGUCCUACGAGAGAAUAUCUUCUUUUUCAGAAGAUGGUACAUGCGAUUACUAUACAUCAAAGGGCCAUCGAGUUUACUAAAUUUUUUACAUCUGAAUUUAUGACAUUUUUGGCUAUUCUGAUCGUAAUUGGCGUCAGCUCUUUAAGUUUAAAUCUUCUUCAAUUUCUUCGAAUGAUAAAAAUGAAUACAAAUGAUAUUAUGGAGAUAAUAAUAGUAAUUAUUAUAAUCAUUAUUCAUUUGAUUUAUAUGUUCAUGGCCAAUUACGCAGGACAAAUAAUAAUAAAUCAUGGAAUAAAGAUGUUUAAAGCAACUUAUAAUGGAAUGUGGUAUGCAGCACCAUUACAUACGCAAAAAUUAUUCUUAUUUAUAAUGCAAAAAGUAAUGGCAAACCUCAGUUUGGGAUAUGGAAACGUAUUCAUUGCUUCCUUGGAAGGUUUUGCUACGCUCGCGAAUAUGGCACUAUCCUAUUUAACAGUGAUUUAUUCUACGACAGUAUCACGAAAAUAAUUAUAAAGAUUAAUUAUUAUUUAUCCAAACAGAUUUUUAAAUUAACAUACGAUUAUUGUAGUCAACAAGCAUACAUACGCGCAUAAAUACAUAUCUGCAAUUUCUGAAAUUUAAUACAUAAACAUACUUCUAUUAUACUUUCAUACUUUUAUUAUCAAACAAUAUUAAUAAAUAAGCACGUUUUCAAAAAAUUUAUAGAAGCCUAAUAGAGUUUAAAAGCAAGUUAUUGAUAAUCAAACAUCGAAACAGUACCUUUUAAUUUUGGCUGUUAAAUAA